Messenger RNA from Bombina bombina (fire-bellied toad), 325 nucleotides. RefSeq names its product ubiquilin-4. Gene Ontology annotation, cellular component: cytosol. Gene Ontology annotation, molecular function: polyubiquitin modification-dependent protein binding. The record is from RefSeq and is a predicted model, not a curated record. Gene Ontology annotation, biological process: ubiquitin-dependent protein catabolic process. Lineage: Eukaryota; Metazoa; Chordata; Amphibia; Anura; Bombinatoridae.
UUGCUCCUCCUCGGGGUGGGCGGGUUGCAAAAAAGAUGGCGGAGAGCGGUGCUGACGGUGCGGCCUCCGGUACUGCCGUGCAGGCGCCGGAGAAAGGCCUUAUUCGGGUCACCGUCAAAACACCUAAGGAUAAGGAGGAGAUUAUGAUUGGGGAGACAGCGUCCGUGCGGGAGUUCAAGGAAGAGAUAUCCAGACGGUUCAAAGCUAAACGGGAUCAGCUGGUUCUGAUCUUUGCUGGGAAGAUCUUGAAAGACGGGGACACUCUGAACCAGCAUAACAUUAAGGAUGGGCUUACUGUUCAUCUGGUCAUCAAGACGCCACAGAA